GCCCUUUACUCCCACUUUGCAUGUCAGCGGAAAUAAUUUCCCCCAAUCGAAGCGCUAAAAGCUUGCUCGGUGAGGUUGACCCCUUUGUUUCUCGAUGCAAGGGAUAUAAAUAAUAGGGAUUUUUUAUUCUGAUUCUCUUUGUAGGGUAGAAAGACAAUAGCAAUUACUAGUUUGCUUCAAUGUCCUCCAAAACAUAUUUCACGAUGGAAACGGAACCAGUGCUUUCUGUUCAAAUUCAGCCCAAGAUGGAACCACCUUCGCCUCCAUUAGAAACGGAGGAGAGCGUUGGACAGUCCUCGUCGAAGGCUCCUUCCAAGGAGGAGAUCGAGAAUGCAUUCCAGUGCAUUGUGUCCAAGACAGAUGUAACUCCCAGCGAGACUGUGGAGGGCAGUUUAAAAGUGGUCACAAAAUACAUGUGUCGGUAUUGUGCACGUCAAUUUGAGUCACCUGAUGACAUGAAGCAGCACAUUGCAAGCCACAGCAAGCCUGGCAGGGUGUCUAAUCACUCUUGUUAUGUGUGCGGGAAGACAUACUCAACUCCCUCUAAACUUCAGAGGCAUGUGCGGGUCCAUAGCGGGGAACGCCCCUACCCUUGCAAUGUGUGUGGGAGAAGGUUUACCAGAUCAGAUCAUGUCAAGCAACAUCUGAGAACACACUUGCCCCAAAAGGAGAAAAAUACUUGCCGUAUUUGCAGCAUGAAGUUCAAUGCCCGUCAAUCACUUUAUAACCAUCUUCAACAAGCACACAACAUAAAUCAAAUUUUCACUUGUAGUAAGUGUGGAGAAGCUUUCGAUGACUCAGAAAAGCUCCAAUCUCACAAGACAACUCACGACACUCUAAACCAGUCUACCGUCACCGAAUCUGCAGACAUAGAAGGGGCAAUGCUUAUUCAACACAAUAACAGCAACAAAAGGAUUGACAGUGAGAAUUUAAUGGUGAUUGGCUUGGCUAAAUUUAGUUGUGGAACAACCAUAGUAAGGGACUUGGAAGAAGAUAUGGAUGACGAAUCCAGCGAUGGAAAAUCCAACUGGACAAAACCCAGUCGAAAACUGGAUUGGACCAAUGGGAAUGAUGAUGACACCGGAGAUAAGAUAUUGGAUGAUCCGGAGACGAUUGACACUGAUGGUACAAUGUAUAUAUCACCAGAGCUAAUGGAGAAAUUCAUUAAGAGUGAACCAGUGGAUGACUAUGAAGAUAAUCCACAAGGAAAUCUGGACGGAUUCCAGAACCCCGGGAUCUCCGUGCACUCCUCGGACUCGAAGUUUGUGAAAGAUAUGUGGCAGGAUAACACAGAAUCUGAAGAAAUGGAGGACAAAAAACCAAACAUUGAUGAAAGUGAAACAGCUAUACACUUUAGCACUGGGACUAAGAGCGUAGGCAAUGGAAGAAAAGUGACAGAAAUUAUGGUCUACCCCAAGACAGGGGCAAAAGUAACCAGUUACACUGAACCAAUUACUUCCCAAACUCUGUCUGAACCCAGCAAGAUCAAAAUUGGCCCGGCCAGUUACAUGAGAAAGAAGAUUCAAAUGAAUAUCCCUAAUCCACGAAACAAAUUCAAACAGUUAGUGAAAACUCUUGGCAUGGACAGCAGUACCAUUGGUGUGGACCAAAGCAAAAGCACAGAGAGCAAAGAAGUUUCAGAAAAGCCCUCAGAGCUGACUGGAAAGAAAUCAUGGAAGUGUGAACACUGCAGUAUACAUUUUGAAGACUAUUCCAUGAGCUUGCUUCACAGCUCGCUGCAUGAUGCAGAUGAACAAGACCCUUUUACCUGUAGGAAAUGCCUAAAAAAGCUCGGAAACCGCCUCGAGUUUUCUGCUCAUUUAGUUUGGCACUUAGAACCUUCAAUGGAUGGCUGAUUUUAGUCCGACAUUUAGAGCCCUCGGUGUAAAUCUGGAUUUUGUCCAGCAGCCUGAUUUUAAUUGUAUGAUUUUUAAUACUAGUAUUUUAUUUUUACAUAUGAUAUGGCAAAUUGUGCAUGAAAGAAUGGAAUUGAAUACACAUUAUUUAUGUUAAAUGUCUAUCUUGUACAUGUAUGGUAAUUUUUCACAAGAUUUUUAUCACCUUAUCAGAGUUCCUGUGUAAACAGUGAGAUGCUAAAACAUUCACCACAAAUUAACUGAAAAUGUCAUUGUGAUUACCAUGUUUAUCUACCACUCAAAUUAUUUCUUUGUAUUUACUAUAAAAGUUGUUUAUUAAUAUACACAUAUUCAAAGUAUUUCUACCACUGUUAGAUUUACAAUGUAAUGUUGUAAUAUUGCAACAUUUUGUUAUUAUCCUUACUAGGGCAAUGGUUAUUGUAAUGUGAAAUUUAUUUAUUAGUUUUUAUUCAAUGAAUUGUCUGGGCAGUCCAUAAAUGCAUUUUUUUUUUCUAUUUUGUUUGAGUUAUUGUUCAGACUGGAUUAUGAUAUUACAUUGUAUGAAAGGGCACUUUUCGCUGUUUUAUUUGUGCGUCCACAGAUAACUUUUUGCGGAAAGAAGUAGGUACAGUUUCUAAAGUCAUCUGGCCCAAAAUAUCGAUGAUUUCACUUGGAGCUCAAACCCUGGCAUUCAAAUAAGGAAUAGAUUAGCAAACCCAAAAUCUGCUCAGUUUGAUCAGCAAAAUGAUUUGUGUCAUAUGAUGAGAGCUUAAAGUUCGCAUAAAAUUGCAAAAAUGCCAUUUUCAAUGAAAAUAUCCACAAAUUCAGGUGGUUUUCCUUUCAGAAAACAUACAGCGCAUGCGUCGAGCAAAUUCAUAUUCAAGCAUGUUUUUCAUCUUAUAAUAAUACACAAUAUAUAUCAUUUUCAUUUUGCUCGACAAAUGCGCACAUCUUUUCCGGAGCAAUAAUCUGUAUGACAUUUGACAGUUUUCAGGCUUAUGUUGAAAAAAAGGUGGGGAAUGUCUUAUUCAUGAUGUCAUAAUGCUAUUCAAUAAGGAAUAUCAUUCUGAUUUUGUUGACAUAGUAUACCUGGCAUAUAUUCUACUUUCUUAAAACGUUGAUUAAGGUUAAUUCCAGACACAUUUUAUUGAGGGAAAUUUUUGGGUCCUUUUUAUGUAUACAAUCAUACCCUGUUCUUUAAAAUUGUUUAUAUAUUGACAAGAAGAACAUUCAAGAUUCAUGUAAUAUUGAAAGACAAAUGAAAAUGCUCUUAUCUUUAUUGAUUGUAAGUUUGAAAAUUUUGAUUUUACUGCUUGUGAAAUUGUAUAUGCAAAUCAGUUGUUGUGGUUUGUUUUUACUACACAUCAAAAUUCAUAUCCCUUGUAAAACAAGAUGACAUGCACAUUUUUCUUAUGCACACAGUACUGAUUUUUGUCUUUGGUGUGAUAUCCGUAUCCUUAUAUAAAGAGAAUUAACUUACAAUGUCACAGGAGGGGAUAAGGCAGAGUUGUCUCUCUUGGCAUGUAAUGAAAUAAAGUUCAACUAUUAUAUUG
Ostrea edulis (European flat oyster) is the source of this 3409-nucleotide messenger RNA. RefSeq names its product zinc finger protein 236-like. The record is from RefSeq and is a predicted model, not a curated record. The coding region runs from base 180 to 1856 and encodes 558 amino acids. NCBI's taxonomy places the organism in Eukaryota, Metazoa, Mollusca, Bivalvia, Ostreida, Ostreidae. Gene Ontology annotation, cellular component: nucleus. The transcript is spliced from 2 exons.